AGGUUCCACUUCCCAAUCCAAGCUUUGCUUUCCACCGAUAACUGUCUUCACUCUUCACCUUAGCAACGCAGAAGCUUCUCUCUCUCUCUCUCUCUCUCUCUCUUAUCUCUUCUGUUCCCAAGCCCAUACAGCACCUUGUGUCAAGACCCCUAUUUAAUAUUGUUACAGAGAGACUCUUCACAUUUUCCAACUCUUCUGAACUCUCUUUUCUACUGUUAUCAUAUCAGAGUAUCAAACACCAAGUCAGCACAUUUGGGUACUCCAUCCUGUUUCUCUACUUCUGCCAUUCUUUUCAAGCAUUUUAUCUCCUAGCAGACAUGGAACCUGGAGAAAAGGUUUCUCCGAUCCAUGCAGAAGAAGACACCGCAGCAAGGGUAUUUCCUUGUUUAUUCUGUUCACGAAAGUUCUACAGUUCUCAAGCCUUAGGAGGCCACCAAAAUGCUCACAAGAAGGAGAGAAAUGCAGCAAGGAAGACAAGAAGAGUAUCUGAAUAUGCACCAUCCCCACCACCAACAUUUCCAGUGAUUUUUUCCCCAAGUCAUCAUUUAGGCCUGUUGCACCCUUCAAUGUACACAAGUACUGCUCAUGCAGCCAACCUCCACUGUCAUCCUACUCAUGAUCAGUUCUCUGACCGUCUUGGAUCCAGUGGUGCAGCCAGGUUUGACAGUGGGGUGCUGUUUUAUGGCGGGAGUUGUUCAAGCGAUAGGUAUGAUCAUCACCAAUAUGACCAAGAAGAUGAGCAGAGUUUGUUGAAUUGGCAAAGGAGCAUAAGAUGCCCUGGUUUCAAUGGAGGCGGUCCCAACCACCAUCUUUCAAUGGCGAUUGACAAUCACAAUAUGGAGAUCAGGAACGAUAAAGAUCAGAAACUUGAUUUGUCUCUCCAUUUAUGAAGAAAAAUAUGGUAAGAGAAUAGUCUUGAU
This is a messenger RNA of Populus trichocarpa (black cottonwood), 920 nucleotides long. RefSeq names its product protein LATE FLOWERING. The record is from RefSeq and is a predicted model, not a curated record. The transcript has a single exon. The coding region runs from base 318 to 890 and encodes 190 amino acids. NCBI's taxonomy places the organism in Eukaryota, Viridiplantae, Streptophyta, Magnoliopsida, Malpighiales, Salicaceae. Gene Ontology annotation, molecular function: DNA-binding transcription factor activity.